AUGGAUAACGAUACCAAGGAUGAUGGCAACGUUAAUAAUUUUCUAUCCCAACUGAACACCCUAAACAAGAUAAUAAGCUCCUUCAAGGAGACCUGCAAGAUAUCGUCCUACUGCUUCGAUAAAUGCGUGAGCUACCCAGAAAAAAGCCUGAGCAACACGAACAAAAAGUGCAUCUGGAAUUGCACACAGAGAUAUCUAGAGUGUGAUUACUUUAUAAAAAAUCGUUCGAAAGAUAACCCGCAGGUGUCAAAUAUGAACGUACUGGACGAAGUUAUGAACUCCAGCAAGUUGAAGAGAGAGCACGACAAGUCGAGCUCCUUAUAA
Plasmodium knowlesi strain H is the source of this 324-nucleotide messenger RNA. RefSeq names its product mitochondrial import inner membrane translocase subunit TIM8, putative. The record is from RefSeq and is a predicted model, not a curated record. Lineage: Eukaryota; Apicomplexa; Aconoidasida; Haemosporida; Plasmodiidae. The coding region runs from base 1 to 324 and encodes 107 amino acids. The transcript has 3 exons.